GAUCACAAAUCAUCUUUUUGAAUCUGAUGAAGUUUCGAUAUCAGAAAGGGAAAACAACUCUCUGUAUCCAAUCUCAAGAGUAACAACCUCAACACACUCUUGUUCUCUUUGUUCGCGUUGAAUGAACACUGUGAUUUUCUGAAUCUGAAGUGAAGUGAAGGCAUGGCUGAUAGCGAUAGUGAUAACAAUAGAGCUAAACUUAGAACACGCCCAAUCGUGCGGUUAGGGCUCUUUCUUAUCUCUCACAGUACUUUCGUCAGUGUCGUUUGUUUCAUUGCAGGGAUCGUGGCUCUUCUUCUUCUCCCUGUCCUCGCCAAGAACAUCUACAUUUCCGAAAAUGCCCUCAUGCCAGGUUCUGCAAAAAACAUGCUCUCUUCUCACGAUGUCUCUGAUGCAAUUAAAUUCAUCAACGACUUAACUGAUUUCGAGUUCAGGUCCAAAGGCUCAUCCAUUGAAAGUCAUGAACUCAUUGCACAAUAUAUGUCAGGCUUGGAUGCUGAAGUUGCUUAUCACAAGUUCUACCCUCAAUUGGAUCAGUUCAAUCCACUGCACUUUUUUACCAGUCCUGAUUCAGGUAUAAUCUCAAAAAAUACAAGUUGUUCAUCGCUCGGAAUCAAUACUGUUGGAAUUAUUAGAGCGCCAAGAGGGGAUGGCAAGGAAGCUAUUGUCUUGGUAACGCCUUACAAUCCGAAGAAAAUUGAUCCGGGGGAAGCUUUGUCUUUGGGCAUUGCAUACUCGGUAUUCUCACUGCUUUCACGGGUUACUUGGCUGGCAAAGGAUAUCAUAUGGCUUGUGGCUGAUUCACAAUAUGGAGAAUAUUCCGCAGUGGCUGCUUGGCUAAGAGAAUAUCAGGCCCCUGUUUUCUAUGGAGUUGACAUAGGUAAUAGUGAAACAUGUAAUGAUAACAACACCAUUAAUGAAUUUGGACAGAAUCUUUAUUUGGAUAGAAAGUUAUAUGGUGGUUUUAGACGUGCUGGAACUAUGGCUGCAGCUCUUGUAAUUAAAGUUGCAGAGCAAGCUAACCAUUUAGAAGACAGUCUUAAUAUUUAUGCUGAGGCGUCCAAUGGGCAGAUGCCAAACCUCGACCUCAUCAAUAUUGUAAAUUAUCUAGCAGUGCAUAAACAAGGUUUGCGGAUAAAAGUGAAGAAGAUGUGGUCUCUAAUUGGCUCCAGGUGGCUCAAUACUUUGGGUGUUGUAUUUGAAUCUCUGGGAAAAAUCGCUAGAAGCUUAAAUCCUCAGUGGAAAUUUGGUAUUCCCGCUACUGAGUAUGUUGAGGGCACUGCUACACUGGCAAGUUCAUUGUAUUACCAGGGUAUGGGUGUUCCUACCGGUCCUCAUGGUGCCUUCCGUGAUUAUCAAGUUGAUGCAAUCACUCUGGAAAUUUCACCAAAAGUUUCUCUUACUAAUAAAAUGAUCAGGCGUAAUGAAUUUAUUCUCCUGGGUGGAAGGUUGAUUGAAGGAGUCAUACUCUCAAUAAACAACCUUCUUGAGAAGUUUCAUCAGUCAUUCUUUUUGUAUCUUUUGACAUCCCCUGGUAAGUUUGUGUCAGUUGGAGUUUACAUGAUUCCAUUUGCGUUACUUGUUGCACCACUUCCAAUAGUUGCGGCAUCUCUCCAUGCUGAUGCUAAUAAAUCCACUCUCCAAGCCACAUCUGCCUUUGAAGUUGAUGUCAGCCGUGAAUCUUGGGAAUGGCUGAACUCGGCUAGAAAGGUUUUGGUCUUUCAUUUAUGGGGUGCUGUUGUCUCCUUACUCCCAUAUUUCUUAUGUCGAAUACCCAAUACCACGCCAACAAUAAACUUUAUAGUGUGGGGUUUGCUAUCAGCUUUUAGCCUCAUAGUUUUAUACUUGAUAUUGGGUUCUCCAGUUUUUGAAGAUGCUGCGUCUCAACCUGAGAAAAGCGAGUGGGCUAGCUUAAAGUCUGUAACUAUAUCAACUGCUUUCAUUGGUUUGUCUCUCAUGUCAGUUAUUAACUUUGCUACAGCAGAAAUUGGGGCUUUACUUAUUGUCCCAAUUUGUUUGAUGGCUCGACCAUUGAAGCUUGAUACUAAAGCUAGGAGUUUGAGAACCUUACUAAGGGCCACUUGUAACCUUGCUUUAGGUUUUAUUGGGUUUCCUCCAGUUGCAUAUAUGUUACUGAAAGCUGCAUUUGAAGAUUUUCAUGGUAUUAAUGUUGGUGACUAUUGGAACUGGGUCGAAUCCCUUUGGGCGUGGAACAGUGCUACUUACCUCUAUGUAGGUAUUGUUCACCUACCAUGCUGGGCACUGUGCAUUCACAUUUUAUUUCAUCAUUGUUGACAUGUACUAUUAUUUUUUUUGGAGAUAAUGUACUAUUAGUUAG
Gastrolobium bilobum is the source of this 2338-nucleotide messenger RNA. RefSeq lists its product as uncharacterized. The record is from RefSeq and is a predicted model, not a curated record. Gene Ontology annotation, cellular component: membrane; GPI-anchor transamidase complex. Bases 163 to 2295 code for a protein of 710 amino acids. Gene Ontology annotation, biological process: attachment of GPI anchor to protein. The transcript has 6 exons. Lineage: Eukaryota; Viridiplantae; Streptophyta; Magnoliopsida; Fabales; Fabaceae.